Molecule: messenger RNA, 2155 nt
Organism: Spathaspora passalidarum NRRL Y-27907
Lineage: Eukaryota; Fungi; Ascomycota; Pichiomycetes; Serinales; Debaryomycetaceae
Gene: TIM22
Product: translocation channel protein
Exons: 1
Coding region: 850-1404 (184 amino acids)
Biological process (GO): protein insertion into mitochondrial inner membrane
Cellular component (GO): TIM22 mitochondrial import inner membrane insertion complex
Molecular function (GO): transmembrane protein transporter activity
Source: RefSeq, a predicted model, not a curated record
AUAGUGUGGAGGUAUGGGGGGUGCAAAUGGAAUGUUUUCCUGUGCGCGAUUUUUGUGGGAGAACGACAUAAGGCUAUGGGGUGAAUGUAUGACCUAAAAAAUCAUCCCAUGUUGCGUACUUUUUUUUUCUUUGUGGUUAUUUUUUAAGCGGAAUCGGAAAUUAGCCCGCGCCAAAAUCAUGCAGCUAACACUACUUAAUUAGAUUAGGGCGAUGAUGUUUAUGAUUUAACAUGCUCCGAUGUCACGUCAUAAAAGUUUUGUGAAAAUUAUCCAUUUGUAAACGCAUGCCAUUUAAUUGUUCCGGACGACUCAUGUAACUGCAUAUGCAAUAAACCCUCUAGUUUGAGCUAUUUUUUCUCGAUCCAAUAGUAACCUACUCCGGGUUUUGAGUUGUAAUCAUUCCCGUUGUUGAUCCCAGAUAUUUUAACUGUAAGGAUGAGACCAUGUGUCAUGCUGUGCUUUUCCCAAUUUACGUUGUUACUUACACUUUUCCUUCCUCUGCAUAUAAAUCUAUGUAAGGCAUUCACCCUCAUUUUACUGUUUAUUGAUUAAAUAAAGACAAUAAUACAUCUUGCCUCGAGAUAUACUUUCUUAAUGGCAUUGUUCUUACUUGAAUAGCUAGCUUCAAAUCAUGGACUCUGUUCUGGUAGAAUUACCCCGUUCGAUUAAUGCUCCUACCUAUUACUAGAAGUGUGCGACAUUUAUAUAUUUCCGACAUUUUGUCAACAGCACGACAUUUGCAGAUAUAAAUUUUUCUUUUUUUCAAGCGGGCAAUAUCCAGAUACAUGAUGAACCAUCAAAGAUCUAGCGAUCAAUUUUACUAUACACAGAGAAAUAUAACUAUACAACAUGAGUUUAUGGGGAGUUUAUAAUGGCCCACAGCCACCUAAGAAAACUCUUGCUGAAAUGGAUCAGCAAGAACAAGCCGAAGAAGGGGCCCGACAAAUGAUUAAUCUUAUGCAAUCAUGUCCUGGUAAAACUGUGAUGGCAGGUGUAAGUGGGUUUGCUCUUGGUGGUUUUUUUGGGUUGUUCAUGGCAUCUAUGGCAUAUGAUGCACCAAUAGGUACCGAUUCAGUGAAGCAUAUAUCAGAAUUGCCAUUCAAACAACAAAUGAAAUUACAAUUUUCCGAUAUGGCCAAAAGAUCAUAUUCUAGUGCGAAAAAUUUUGGAUAUAUUGGUAUGGUUUAUUCUGGGGUUGAAUGUUGUAUUGAAAGUUUGAGAGCUAAACAUGAUAUUUAUAACGGUGUUGCUGCUGGUUGUAUUACUGGUGCUGGUUUGGCCAUAAAUGCUGGUCCUCAUGCUGCAUUCAUGGGAUGUGCUGGGUUCGCCGCGUUCAGUGUUGCUAUUGAUAUGUAUUUAAAUAGUGAUUCUGCACCACCACCGAAGAAUGAUUACGAUAGUUAAAAGACACACGCAGAUUAUCUAUUAAAGCAUGUACAUAAUAAUACAAAAAACAAAACUAUAGAAAUAAUACAGAUUGUCUUGGGACAAGGAGAAUGGAACUAUUAACAAAAGUAAUAACAAUAUUGGUAAGCAAAAUCAGCCAAUAUAAGGGACGUUAUUAGGUAUAACCCAAUGACUACUAGUAUGAAUAUUAGUGGAUAUUUAAGUCUUUGAGCAACACCAAGUAAUUUUUCUUUAUAUUUGACUCGUUUCUUCAAGUUUGAUUUCAUUCGUUCUAACUCUUGAAAGAUAUCAUCGCCUUGAUCCCCCUGCAAUAAUGUCAAAAGAUCUUCAAUUUUAUUAUUUAUAACCACGAGCUGACUUUCAUCUUCUAUAUUAUCAAGUUGAGCUAUAAGAUGUCGUAAUUUCAGUUUAACAGUUUCUCUCUGUUGACCAAUUGUCUUAUUCUCUGUCUGUUUACUAGGGUAUCUUGGUCUUGGAGGGUAUGUAGGUCGUAGUAUAUAUUCUCCAUUACUUGUACUUGUGUCGAUUUCUCUGGGGGUGAUAUUUCUCGAUUGAUAUGGUGGUUUUCUCGAUGUUGUUGUAGCGGUAGUGGCUGGAUUAUUAUUAGUUGUAGUGGAUGCUGGUGUUAAAUAAGGCAAUGGCAAGGGAUCACCUAAAUUCAUUUGGUCAGGUUUAAGAUGUCGUUUCUUCAUAUUAUCAUUGUGGUGUGGAUUAAUAUAUUUGUCUCAAUAGAGAUCUGAUUAAGCUU